AUGCUGGGUGCUUUCGAUUGGGGUCUGGUGAUGUUUACCAAGUCAAAGUUGGAUAUUUGCGAAUCCAUCGUCAAUCCUGAGCUGUGCGAUAAGGGAUACGGGCGCUCAGGGGGCGGCUGUUGCGCUGAAGCUGGAUGGCGUCCAUUGGGGGCUCAAUUAAUGUCCUCAGCCGCACCCGUGACAGCACAACCUCAGUCGUCUGGUGUUUUCAGAAAUAGCACAUCCACCGCUCUACCCCCCGCUCUUCACCCCAGGCAGACGAAUCAGGGCCUCCCGGAGUAUCCGAUGGUUCUGGAAGCGCAGGCCACCUUUCCCGUCCAUCCAAAGGGCGGACAGCCAGACAAUGCAACGAACCACACCCAGCUGCAGAUGUUUGCAUAUCCAGCAAUCGGCUCCCCUCAAAGUCAUCGCAUGCAGCAUGCGAGGCCUAUCGAGCAGGAGGCCGAGUCCACGGCUAAACUCAAUACAUCUAGCACCGAUGCCAGCCUGACCGACUUCUCUUACCUCCAACUGCAACAUAGGGUGGAGGAUCUAGAGAUGAGUUGGAGCAGAGUGUCUCUCUUACGCUGCGCCGUUACGGCUCCCGCGACGAAGUGGCUGUUCCUUGGAAGACUACGAAACUCAUCUCAAGUUCCUAGCUCACCCCGGAUACUCCACCUACUGAUCUGCGUUCGCGAAACAUCUAUCUUGCUCCAAGCGUCCGUGUCCUUUGAGCGCUCUGUGAUAGGCGUUUUAACAAAUUCACAGACGGCUACUGAAACUUCAUGGCUCCCAUUCGACCUUUCUUUUGCCGCCUCACCCUUAUCGAUAACAUCUCAUGACUGCGACCCAAGCAAUGCAACUGAGCUUUCACUGUUGGGUGCAAGACGGUGGAAAAGCGACCCAAGAGAAAGAAAUGUCUCACCUUCUCCAAAGCCCCGGAACCCACACUCCGUGCUAGGCUGUUUCCGUCGCUGCCAAAGGGAGUCCCAGAGUGGCAGCGCCAAGAAGACCACCCUAGCUGACCACCACAACACCAGCACCGAGAUAACCGUUCUCCUGACUGACCUUCUCACUGGCGACCGGUACGUUGGCUCAGCCUUGCCUGUUCAGCCCUAUGGAACAUCGCAAAUUCCAGCCCUGAACCUUCACCGUUUUCCCAUACGCCCCUCCAAUCAUGAUGCUGAACCUGCUGAUACCUUACUAUGUGGAAAACUGGAAAGUGACGCAGAACUACUAGGAUCUUUCCAGGAUGCAUGCAUGAAGACUGCACCAAUUUUUCGAUAUUGCAAGUUUCAUUAUCUGGUGGCUGGUCGUGGGAAUGAGGGCAGUUGCGCGAAAAGCGGUGAACACAUCGAGAAUUCUUUUGCGAGGUUGCAUCGAUUAAGCUUAAUUUUAGCCGAAAAUGUCACAUGGCAUCUCAACUUUCGACUGCGACUUCAACCCACAGCGGUAUCUGAGGCAACCUUAACGCUAAGUUCCGCAUAUUUAGACAUCUUUCCCUCCAGAUACCUUCCAAUAUGCUUAAUCUACUUCCUUUCUCAUCCACCGUUUGGUGGGGAACUGUUUCCGGGCAUAUUUACUGAGGUCUGGAAACGGUCCUGGAGCAAGUUAGUCACCCGCCCCCAAGACAUGAACGCAGGUCCCAACACCAGGAAUCGGUAUCGCGAACAUCAGUACAUCGACGUGGCGACACUGAGGCAAAACCUUGCUUCAAAUCAUGCCCGUGUCUCACUGUUUUCCCCCAUCACGUCAUCAAUGAAGCCAAAAAGGCUGAAGAUUAGGCACCCUAGAAAAUACGACGCUGACCUCAUAGAGGCAGCUCAGGGAGCGGUAAAGCCAGUACCAGCAGUUACUCACGACUCUAUCAAACGAGAUCUUAUCCCUUCGGCCUUCAAGCCCUACCAACUAGCUAUGAGCAAAUUCGUGGCAGUGGGUACUUCUAAUGAGCCUCAAGGAACCUUCAUCAAAGCGCCGCUAGUCAGUUGCAUCAAGUCAUAUCUUAAGUGGCUUGUUCGUAACUCUGGCGUCCUGGAUGAGAAGAUUGCGGAAACUACGAUUUCAAACGAUCUGUGUGCUCUGAAACGUGCGAUAAAGCUGCACAUAGAACAUUGGUACACCAAGGCUGACAGUAUUAACCUGAGACUGUUCCUAAGCUUACAUAGUCUCCGUGAAGGACCUGCCAGCACCUCACUGAAUUUCUCUAGCAAUGCGAUGAGUACUAGAACUAUCAUUCUCACAUUCGACUUUAACUCCAUUCCAUACUUCUCUCGUACACGUAUAUGGGAAAUCUACCUGGUGAUCUCGUGGAAUCAGAAGCAUGGAGAUGGAGUAAUGAAGAGAAUCGCAAAUAUCGCAGAGGAGAUGAGAAAUAAGGUUAAGCCUGCUCCUCUCUUUUUACAGUACGCUGAUGCAGAUGUGCCCAGUGACUGCUUCUCCUUGCAUUUGACCUGGCCAAUGGGGAAAACACUUUUGGAGAAUCGCGAGGCAUUCUUGAUAAUAGCUCGUUCGCCCCAUCUCGUUAUCUUUAAGCACGCUCUCAAUAUGAACUUGACCGCGAAGCUACUGGCACGACCGUCUAGGCCUCACUUCGCAUACCCUAUUAAAGGGUUGGAUGAGUAUAUGUCACCUUAUUUAGUGUUCGCGUUGGUGUCGCUCCAAAAAAGAACAAAGGUGAAAUGGUGCAUCACCGAGAAGAAGUGGUUCACGUAUGCACUUGGAAUGACGGUGACUUCCAGUCUAAAUGGAAGAGUUCCCGGGAGCUAUUUUCCUCAUGUCGAUGCUCACAUUUCACCCAAAAGAUACAUUAGUGCUUGUGGAACCGUUGCGGCUAUCCCACUGCAAGCUACGAAGAGCUGUCAGCUCAUGUCUCCACUCAAUAUGAUAUCCCUAGCACAUGGACAAUCCCAACGAAGUGUUAUAUUUGCUACGAGCACGCGUGCUAGGUCAUGUCUGAGCGUUAGUGGGUUGUACACCUUCAAUGGCAUCCCCGGGAUCUGGAGGACAUCCGUCGAUUCUUAA
Molecule: messenger RNA, 3000 nt
Organism: Lindgomyces ingoldianus
Lineage: Eukaryota; Fungi; Ascomycota; Dothideomycetes; Pleosporales; Lindgomycetaceae
Exons: 24
Coding region: 1-3000 (999 amino acids)
Source: RefSeq, a predicted model, not a curated record